Molecule: messenger RNA, 2868 nt
Organism: Zea mays
Lineage: Eukaryota; Viridiplantae; Streptophyta; Magnoliopsida; Poales; Poaceae
Exons: 10
Coding region: 153-2654 (833 amino acids)
Biological process (GO): potassium ion transmembrane transport
Cellular component (GO): plant-type vacuole; vacuolar membrane
Molecular function (GO): potassium ion transmembrane transporter activity
Source: RefSeq, marked validated
GUUUCAGUUCCGUUUCUCCUCUGCAGUCCCAACUCUCCUUUCUUCCCAUUCCCUUUUUGCCUAUUCCACCCCGCCACACCUCUCCGCGGCACCGGCCGUAGCACUAGAACAUCGGCAGGCGCGCGCCUCCUCCCCUCCACGCCUCGAUUCGGAUGAAGGCGGAGAGCGGUGGCGUUGUCCGCCGGAGUCUGCAGAAGACGGAGUCGGCGGAGAUGCGGUGGGUGGUCCCGGGGGGCGCCAAUGAGGACGUGGAGAUCGAGAGCUCCGACGACGGCAGCGUGGACACCUCCGCCACCGCCUCGGGCUCACGGGGCGGCGGGUGCUCCGACGAAGACGAAGGUUACGAGAACGAUGAGAUGCUGCGCCAGCUUCUCGUGCGCACGGGCCCGCGCGCCGACUCCUUCGACGUCGAGGCGCUCGAUGUCCCCGGCGUGUACCGUCACCAGGAAUUUACCUUAGGCAGCAGUAUUGUGCUGACUCUUCAGACACUAGGCGUUGUCUUUGGGGACGUUGGUACUAGUCCACUGUAUACCUUUGAUGUAAUGUUCAACAAAUACUCAAUUACUGCAAAGGAGGAUGUUCUCGGAGCUCUCUCACUUGUAAUAUACACUCUCAUUCUGAUACCAUUUCUGAAGUAUACACUGAUUGUUUUGUGGGGAAACGAUGGCGGAGAAGGAGGGACAUUUGCUUUAUACUCAUUAAUAUGCAGAAAUGCAAAGGCAAGCCUGCUUCCUAACCAAUUACCUUCUGAUACUCGUAUAGCAAAUUUCAAUCUGAAGGUGCCUUCAGUAGAGCUCGAGAGAUCUUUGAAGAUCAAGGAGCGACUUGAGACUUCAUCUAUGCUAAAAAAGCUGCUUUUGAUGCUUGUUCUUUUUGGUACUUCGAUGGUAAUAGCAGAUGGUGUUGUCACAUCAGCAAUGUCAGUUAUGUCUGCUGUUAAUGGCUUGAAGGUUGGAAUUGCUAGUGUUAACGAAGGUGAAGUGGUCAUGAUAACUGUUGCAUUUCUUAUUGUUCUGUUCAGUCUGCAACGGUUUGGAACAAGCAAAGUAGGGCUUGCUGUUGGGCCAGCUUUAUUCGUAUGGUUUUGCUGCCUUGCUGGGAUAGGAAUGUAUAACCUCAGAGUAUAUGGUCCAGAAGUACUCCAGGCAUUCAAUCCUGUUUAUAUCUACUAUUAUUUUGAAAGAAAUCCCACUGAAGCUUGGAUGUCCCUGGGGGGCUGUCUUUUAUGUGCAACAGGAUCUGAGGCAAUGUUUGCUGAUUUAUGCUACUUCUCUGUUAAAUCUGUUCAGCUUACCUUUGUGUUCCUUGUUCUGCCAUGUCUUCUACUGGGAUACCUAGGGCAAGCUGCAUUUCUUAUGGAGAACUUAGAUAAAAGUCAGCAGGUCUUCUUUUUGUCCAUUCCAAGUCAGGCAUUUUGGCCAGUGGUAUUCAUAGCUACUCUGGCAGCACUAAUUGCUAGUCGUGCAAUGACAACUGCUAUAUUCUCAACUAUAAAGCAGGCAACAGCUCUGGGCUGUUUCCCACGCCUCAAGAUUAUCCACACCUCUAGAAAGUUCAUGGGCCAAAUAUACAUCCCGGUGAUGAACUGGUUCUUGCUGGUUUCUUGUCUGGCAUUUGUCGCAGUAUUUGGGAGCAUAAAUGAGAUUGGAAAUGCAUAUGGCAUAGCAGAACUUGGGGUCAUGAUGAUGACCACUGUCCUGGUCACCAUUAUAAUGCUUCUGAUAUGGCAGGUCAACAUCGUCAUAGUUCUAUGCUUUCUCAACCUCUUUCUGGGGCUGGAGUUAUUUUUCUUUUCCUCAGUUUUGGGAAGUGCAGCAGAUGGAAGUUGGGUGCUUUUGGUAUUUGCAGCUGUAUUGUAUUUGGUAAUGUACAUAUGGAACUAUGGAACCAAAUUGAAGUACGAAACUGAAGUCAAGCAAAAACUUUCAAUGGAUUUAUUGAUACAGCUAGGCUGCAAUCUUGGUACAGUGAGGGCGCCUGGUAUUGGAUUGCUCUAUAAUGAACUGGUCAGGGGUGUUCCUGCAAUCUUUGGUCACUUCCUCACUACACUGCCAGCCAUGCAUUCGAUGAUCAUUUUUGUCUGCAUCAAAUGGGUCCCAGUUCCAGUUGUGCCUCAGAAUGAAAGGUUCCUCUUCCGUCGUGUGUGCCCAAAGAACUACCAUAUGUUCCGCUGUAUUGCUAGGUAUGGGUAUAAGGAUGUACGCAAGGAGAACCACCAAGCAUUCGAACAGCUUCUGAUAGAAAGCCUUGAAAAGUUCAUACGCCGAGAGGCCCAGGAACGCUCCCUGGAACGCUCCCUGGAGAGCGACCAUAAUGACGACAAAGACUCUGAAGAGGAGAUUGCUUCUUCAUCAUCAAGAGUUAUUGACGAGUCAGGCGGUGCUGACAACUCAGCCCUGGGAUCAAGCAUGUCGUUGGAGGAGGGAUCAAGCAUGGACAACGAGCUAUCUUUCAUCCACAAGGCCAAGGAGUCGGGCGUGGUGUACCUUCUUGGGCACGGAGACAUCAGGGCCCGGAAAGAGUCGUUCUUCGUCAAGAAGCUGGUGAUCAACUAUUUCUAUGCUUUCCUGAGGAGGAACUGCAGGAGGGGCAUCGCGACACUGAGCAUACCCCACACGAGGCUGAUGCAGGUGGGGAUGCAAUACAUGGUUUAGGGUUGCCUAGCUACCUUUUCUUUUUCUAUUUCAAGAUGAUUACUAACUCGCGGCAGUAGAUGGUGAGAUGCAAGCGAGAGAGAGAGAUGUCUGAAGAUGAUUUUCCUUUGAUAGAGGCAACACUAACCGAUCUGGUGUUUUACCGAAAGGUUGUGAAAACUGAACCCAAGUAUGAUCAUAUCAUAUACAUAACAAGGAAACCCCGUUGUGUGUG